Messenger RNA from Clarias gariepinus (North African catfish), 1272 nucleotides. It is a transcript of the gene prpf18, whose product is annotated as PRP18 pre-mRNA processing factor 18 homolog (yeast). The transcript has 10 exons. Bases 124 to 1155 code for a protein of 343 amino acids. Lineage: Eukaryota; Metazoa; Chordata; Actinopteri; Siluriformes; Clariidae. Gene Ontology annotation, cellular component: U2-type post-spliceosomal complex; U5 snRNP; U4/U6 x U5 tri-snRNP complex. The record is from RefSeq and is a predicted model, not a curated record. Gene Ontology annotation, biological process: generation of catalytic spliceosome for second transesterification step; RNA splicing.
UUAAUACCGGAAGUCUGCAAACGUAACUUCCCGUUGAGCGACUGCACGCAUUCUGGAUUUUUCUAUUUCUUUAAUUUUAUUUUGUGUGUAUAUAUAAUUUAAAAAGUCGCGCUUUUAGAGAAAAUGGACAUUCUGAAAGCGGAAAUCGCGCGGAAGCGGAAGUUAUUGGAGGAGAAAGAGCUCGUGGAUAACACAAAGAAGUACUUCAAGCGGGCUGAACUCGCCAAAAAGGAGGAAGAAGAGUACUUUAAACGAUGUGGAUACAACGAGAAGAAGCAGCAGAAAGAGGAAACCACGCCGUCCACCUCAUCCAACCCCGUCUUAGAGCUGGAGCUCACUGAGGAGAAGUUACCCAUGACCCUCUCUCGACAGGAAGUGAUCCGGCGUCUGAGGGAGCGCGGAGAGCCGGUGCGUCUUUUCGGAGAGACUGACUACGAUGCCUUUCAGAGGCUCCGCAAGAUCGAGAUCCUCGCACCGGAAGUGAACAAGGGUCUGAGGAACGAUCUGAAGGCGGCGAUGGAUAAGAUCGAUCAGCAGUAUUUGAACGAGAUCGUAGGAGGGCAGGAGGCUGGAGAUCCAGACGCACAGGACGACCUUAAAGUGCAUGAAGAGAACACCACUAUCGAGGAGCUGGAGGCACUGGGUGAAUCUCUAGGCACCGGAAACGACAUGAAAGACAUGGACAUUAUAGAAAAAGUGAUGCGGUUCUUGCUGGGUGUUUGGGCUAAAGACCUGAACAGCAGAGAGUACCACAUUAAGCGGAGCGUACAGGGAAAGCUGGCCAGCGCGACGCAGAAACAGACCGAGUCUUAUCUAAAGCCUCUGUUCAGAAAACUGAGCAAGAAGACUUUAUCUCCAGAUAUUAAAGAAUCCAUCACAGACAUCAUUAAGUUCAUGCUGCAGAGGGAAUAUGUAAAGGCGAAUGAUGCGUACCUGCAGAUGGCGAUAGGGAACGCUCCGUGGCCUAUCGGUGUGACCAUGGUGGGAAUCCAUGCGCGUACUGGCCGAGAGAAAAUCUUCUCCAAACACGUCGCUCACGUCCUCAAUGACGAAACCCAGCGGAAAUACAUUCAGGGUCUGAAGAGGUUAAUGACAAUCUGUCAGAAGCAUUUUUCCACAGAUCCUUCGAAAUGUGUGGAAUACAACGCUCUGUGACACACAUACACACACACACACACACACACUCACUCACCCACCCUGCUCCUGUGUAAAUAUAUAUAUAAUGUAAAUAUUAUUAAAUCAACAGUCUGAAUAAAUGCUUUUCAAAUCAUA